Triticum aestivum (bread wheat) is the source of this 2019-nucleotide messenger RNA. RefSeq names its product beta-glucosidase 12-like. The coding region runs from base 586 to 1812 and encodes 408 amino acids. Lineage: Eukaryota; Viridiplantae; Streptophyta; Magnoliopsida; Poales; Poaceae. The record is from RefSeq and is a predicted model, not a curated record. Gene Ontology annotation, molecular function: beta-glucosidase activity. The transcript is spliced from 12 exons. Gene Ontology annotation, biological process: carbohydrate metabolic process.
AAUAUGGUCAGGUUUUCGAACACCCAAACAAAACGGGCCAAAUGAUGGAAUCCAGACAGGGAACUCACCGCCGGCCAGGAUCGAAACUAAUCCAGACAGGGAACUCACCGCCGGCCAGGAUCGAAACAACCCACGCCGCCCGCCGCGGAGCUCGGGCAAAAUCCAGCCGUGAGGGAAGUAGAUCCCGCCAGGUCAAGCGACCAACAAACGCGAGGACCACCCGCGGCGCCAGAUCCGUUGGUGUACACACGGCCACAACGGUCUCGAGCCGAAGCCUCGAGGCGGCUGGGAGCACCUUCCACGGCAGCGCCGCCCACCGUACCCCAACCACUCACGCUUUCGACGAGCAGUGCACUGCGCCGCCACCAAUUCGGAGCGCCGCAAUGGCCGUAUCGGCCUAUCCAAGCCGGCCGGGCACGAGGAGGAAGACCCGCCGUCACCAUCUACCGAGUGGGCUUUGACCGGCGGCAGUGAGGGAGCAAGACGAAGGAAGGAGCUCGGAGAGUAGCGGCCAAAAUUGUCGACGGAAGCAACGGGGAUGUUGCAGUGGAUUCCUACCAUCUUUACAAGGAAGAUGUGCGCCUCAUGAAGGAUAUGGGAAUGGAUGCAUACAGGUUCUCCAUAUCAUGGACAAGGAUUCUUCCAGAUGGGACUCUGAGAGGUGGAGUGAACAGAGAAGGCGUCGAGUAUUACAACAACUUGAUUAAUGAGCUAUUAUCCAGAGGGGUGCAGCCAUUUGUGACCCUUUUUCACUGGGAUUCACCUCAGGCAUUAGAAGAUAAAUACGGAGGGUUUCUUAACCCUAAUAUCAUAAACGACUAUAAGGAUUACGCUGAAGUCUGCUUCAGGGAGUUCGGGGACCGAGUGAAGCACUGGAUCACAUUCAAUGAGCCCUGGGCCGUGAGCGUUGCGGGCUAUGCAAUGGGUGUGCUUGCGCCAGGUAGGUGCUCACCCUGGGAGAUGGGGAAAUGCAGCGCUGGAGAUUCAGCAAGUGAGCCUUACACAGUAUCCCACCAUCAGCUACUCGCCCAUGCGGCGGCCGUCAAAUUAUACAGAGAGAAAUAUAAGGUCGUUCAGAAGGGGAAGAUUGGGAUAACUUUAGUCUCAGCCUGGUUUGUUCCCUUCUCCCGUUCAGACUCCGACAGUGAUGCAGCAAAGCGUGCUACAGACUUCAUGCUUGGAUGGUUUAUGGACCCCCUAACCAGAGGAGACUACCCACUGAGCAUGAGAAGACUUGUCAGAGAUCGCUUACCGCGGUUCACCAAACAACAAUCUAAAUUGGUCAAGGGUGCAUUCGACUUCAUUGGUAUCAACUACUACACUGCAAACUAUGCUGAUAACCUUCCACCAUCAAAUGGCCUGAAGAGCUACAAUACAGAUGCCCGAGCUAAUCUUACCGGAUUUCGAAAUGGCACCCCCAUAGGUCUUCAGACUGGUUUACCUUGGCUCUACGUCUACCCUCAAGGGUUACGUGAUCUGAUGCUUUAUGUCAAGGAGAAGUAUGGCAAUCCUACCAUCUACAUCACCGAAAAUGGCCUCGGUGAAACCACCACCAACACGAGCCUACCACUCGCGGAAGCACUGAAGGACGAUGCGAGGAUAGAGUACCACCACAUGCACCUUGUUGCCUUGUUGAGUGCGAUCAGGGAUGGGGCAAACGUGAAGGGGUACUUCGCGUGGUCGCUGCUGGACAACUUCGAGUGGGCGACUGGGUACACGGUGCGCUUCGGAUUACACUACGUAGACUACGACGAUGGGCGGAAGCGGUACCCCAAGCGCUCUGCCGGCUGGUUCAAGAGGUUCCUCAAGUGAUGAGCUCGUAAAAUUAUUUACUACUCCUGAAGCUAAAGCAGUGACAAGUAAUAUGAACCGGAGGGGGUAGCAACCAGCGAGAAGAAUGGAGUAGGUCGUUUAUCUGUGUUUCGUUCUGUAAACUGUACCCCAAGGAUUCCUUCACUGAAAUCCAGUUCUUUCUAUACAUCAUUGAGUGUACCCAAGAUAUCCGCCUGACUGGCUGGU